UAUCUACAGCUUUUACUAUAGUACACAGUGUAUUUGUGUGUCUAGAGAGAGAGUGGGAGGAGAAAAAUUAAUCUAUAAAUGCUUCAAGAAAUUGAAAAUAUAAAUAUUGUGUUUAUUUUGUAUCGCUUAAUCAUACCUUACCUCUUCAUCAUUUCAGUUUUAAAUUUUUUUCAAGCCAAUGAAGUGAACUCUUCGAAUUCCCAACGGUUUGCGUAACGCGUUUGUGAUUAAGUAUGGCCAUUCGAGAUUGCCGUAGAUAGUAAUGACGCAUGGCAUUGCUAAAUUCUGAUUGGAUAGUUUCAAUAGUCGCGGGCUACUUGAACUGCGCCAGCAACAAUAUCAUAGCACGGUCUGAAAAACAAGGUAGUGGUCCCAGUUGUGAAAUGUGGUGCUUGGGUUUUAUGAUAGCCAUGGCGUGUUGAGGAUUUGCGUGCAAAAUGGUAUUUUAAGUGUAGAUUAGGCAAUAUUUUCGGUUUUGUUUUGCAUUAUUUACGUCUGACCUAUUCGUAAAACGCUGCCAGUAGGCUUAUUUUGUCUGGCUAGCAACAGCGCACAUCUGUAAAUCCCUGGGCGAUUUUUUUUUUGUUUUUGUUUUUUUGUUGUUGUUCAAUUGAUUUGGAAUGUCAUCACUCAGUCAAGGAAGCGCGGUUGGUGGGUUGGAAACUGAAUACCAAAGCCAAGAAAACAUGCUUGCAAGGUUACGUGGUGCAAAUAAGUUCAGACUUGAAAAUCAGGAAAAUGUUAACCCUAAACCAGCAAACAGAACUGUUCUGGGGGCUCUGGAGAACAAUUCACGCCGACACCCAGUUCUGCGCGGCACAAAACAGGUUUCUGUACCUCAAGCAGUGGCUUGCAAGUCAGAAGACGCUUCCAGAAGCUAUGGCGAGAAACCCCCAGUUCAACAAUCUGCCUUUCAGAUUCAUGUUGAUGAACCUGAUGGUGCCUGCUCUAAGAAACAAUUAUCCACCAAAAAAGACACCAUGGAUUGCUCUCCACUACCACUGAACCCAACUGUAACACGGUUAAGGCAGCCGCUUGCUACGAUUGACUUGCCUAUGGAUCUCAGUUCUGAUUCUCCCAUGGAUAUGUCAGUGAUUGAGGGUGAGGAGAAGCUUGCAAAUGUAAAUGAAGUUACUGAUUAUGCUGAUGAAAUUCACACUCACUUGAGGGAGAUGGAGCUUAAGUGCAGGCCAAAGGCAGGCUACAUGAAGAAGCAGCCUGACAUCACAAGCAGCAUGCGGGCCAUUCUGGUAGACUGGCUGGUGGAGGUGGGCGAGGAGUACAAGCUCCAGAAUGAAACGCUUCACCUGGCUGUGAACUACAUUGAUCGCUUCUUAUCUGCCAUGUCUGUGCUGAGGGGAAAGCUGCAGCUUGUAGGCACAGCAGCCAUGCUGCUGGCUUCGAAAUUUGAGGAGAUCUACCCUCCAGAGGUGGCAGAAUUUGUUUACAUCACUGAUGACACCUAUACAAAGAAACAAGUGUUAAGAAUGGAGCAUUUGGUGCUAAAAGUUCUCUCAUUUGAUCUUGCGGCACCAACGAUCAACCAAUUUCUCACGCAAUACUUCCUCUGGCAGAGUGUCAGCAACAGAGUGGAGAGCUUGUCAAUGUUCCUUGGAGAAUUGAGUUUGGUGGAUUCGGACCCUUUCCUGAAGUACCUUCCAUCUCAAACAGCUGCUGCAGCCUUUAUUUUGGCAAACUUCACUAUUACAGGGGAUUCAUGGUCAAAGGCUUUUGCUGAUAUGACGGGCUAUGUGUUGGAUGACCUCAUGCCAUGCAUCCAAGAUCUACAUCAGACCUACCUCAGUGCUGCUCAGCAUGCACAGCAGUCUGUCAGGGAGAAAUACAAGAGCUCAAAGUACCAUCAAGUGUCUCUCAUUGAUCCACCUGAGAAGCUGGUGUUCAAUUAAACCUGCCUGGAUUCUUAUGCUCACUUUCCAGACUCUUAAGAGUGUACAGUCUUGAAAUGUUGCAUAUUCUUGUAACUCAAUAACAGACAUCAUAGCCUUCAGAGGGGGAUAUGGUGAAAUCUAGUGCGCCAUGUAUAUUUUUAAUGCAGUCCUGUAGGACUGCUCUUAUGCUUGAAACCAUAUUUUGUACAGUAGGUAAUCAAAGUUUUUUUAAUUUUUUUUUAAUGGAACUGACUCCAGUGGUAUCUUUCUACAUUUCAUAAUGUACAGUCCCCUUAAACUUGACAUCUAAAUAAACACUACCACUGGC
Electrophorus electricus (electric eel) is the source of this 2217-nucleotide messenger RNA. RefSeq names its product cyclin A2 (gene ccna2). The record is from RefSeq and is a predicted model, not a curated record. Gene Ontology annotation, molecular function: cyclin-dependent protein serine/threonine kinase regulator activity. Gene Ontology annotation, biological process: mitotic cell cycle phase transition. NCBI's taxonomy places the organism in Eukaryota, Metazoa, Chordata, Actinopteri, Gymnotiformes, Gymnotidae.